GGGAGAGGGCGGUGUUAAGACAGACAGCAGGGAAAGAAAGCAGAGAGAAGGAAGGAAGAACGAAGAGGAACAGAGAGGAGAAGAAAAGGCAGGAAUGCCAACUCCUCGUGGUCGGCUGUGUUGAAGUUCUUCACACUGAAGCAACGGACAGACAGAGAAGGAAGUUAGAAAGGAAGAGAAAUAUAGGAGAGUCAGAGAACAGAUUAGAUUUUUCACAAGGGGGAUUGGAGGAAUUCUUUUCAGGGUGGACGGGCAAGCAGAGACAGAGAUGCAGGGCUCUCGUUGGGAGUGUGUGGUGUCUGUGUCGCCCUCUGAGGGCCAUGGCUCUGGUUCAGACCCUGCCCGUCACUGUGACUGACCACCCCAAACCCAGCCUCGACGUUCAGCAGUGCCGGCCUAACUGUCAUUCUCCCUGCUCCUGCCCUGGCCUCUGUGGCUCUGGAACCACCAUGGGCUCCGUCAGCAGUCUCAUAUCUGGCCGGACCUACCAGGAGCUGCACUGUCGGGCCGCCAACGAGUUCAGCACCAAGCCCCGCCGUUCCACCCCGGCCACCAGCUGCUUCAGGCUCCAGGACAACACCCUCCGCAGUGGGAGUUCCCUGGAGCAGCUCCUGGUCAUCAGCACCCAGAACCAGAACCAGCCUCAAACCCAGACCCUAACCCAGACCCUAACCCAGACCCAGCCUCAGCCACCUCCGCUGCCCACCAAGAAGCAGCCCCGGGUGGGUAACUCUGCCGUGGGAGGUGGAGAUGGAGGGGGAGCUGGAUGUAAUGGGAACUUUGGCUAUGUGAGCAAGGAGGUUGUGGUUGGGGACUGGAAUGACAACCACGUUCCCACUGGUAGUCCCUGCAGCGACUCAGAGGAGCAGAGGGAUAACAGAGGGCUGAACGGGAAUAUCGGAGGGCCCCCUCCCAAACUCAUCCCUGUGUCAGGAAAACUGGAGAAGAACAUGGAGAAGAUAUUGAUCCGUCCCACCGCAUUCAAACCUGUGAUGCCCAAGAACCGCUAUUCGGUACAGUACCUCUCCCCGCGGCCAGGGGGCAGCCUUUCAGAGAGCCAGGGCAGCCUGAACCUGCUUCUGCCGCUUGGAGUGAGCAACGGGACCCCCAGUGCCAACGGGAAUGGGAAUGACUUGGAUGGGAAACGUAACUCAUACAGCGGAGGGCGCAAUGCUCGGAGCAGCCAGUCCUGCUCCAUGUCAGACUCCGGACGGAACUCCUUGUCCAGUCUGCCCACCCACAGUAGCACAGGCUACAGCCUCGCCCACAGCGAAGGCUCCAGCUCUGGGUCGGCUACUGGAGGUCUGGCUGGUCAACUGGAGCCCAGCGCAGGCCGGACCACCGCGGGGGGUGGAGGGGGCCACGGAAGCCACGGAAGCCAUGGCCACACCAACUCAGACAGCGGGCGCUCUUCCUCCAGCAAGAGCACAGGCUCCGGGUCCCUCAGCGGGCGUGGACAGCCCCUGUCUGACAGCGGGUCGUGCGGGCGCUCGCCACCGCCCCUGGAGGGGUAUGAGGUGAUGGUAAAGGAACUGGAGGACAAGCUGAGAGAGAGAGACCUUGAGCUGCAGCAGCUACGAGAGAACCUUGACGAGAAUGAGGCCGCUAUCUGCCAGGUGUAUGAGGAGAAGCAGCGACGCUGUGAGAGGGAGAUGGAGGAGUUGAGACAAAGCUGCUCCUCUAAGAUGAAGCAGGCUUCGCAGAAGGCCCAGAGAGCUCAACAAGUGAUUCAGCUGCAGGUCUUCCAGCUGCAGCAGGAAAAGAAGAAGCUACAGGAGGACUUCUCGUCUCUGCUGCAGGAUCGCGAGGCGCUGGAGAGGAGGUGUGCUUCCAUCCAGAGGGAGCAGACCAAGCUGGGACCCAGACUGGAGGAGACCAAGUGGGAGGUGUGUCAGAAGUCAGGUGAGAUCUCCCUGCUCAAGCAGCAGCUAAAGGAGCUCCAGUCUGAGCUGAGCCAGAAGGCCGGAGACAUUGUGGUUCUGAAAGCCCAGCUCCGUGAGGCCCGUUCGGAGAUCCAGGCCAACCAGGCCCGGUCUCAGGAGGCCCAGACGGCUGUGCGGACUCGCUCCCUGGAGCUGGAGGUGUGUGAGAACGAGCUCCAGAGGCGCAAGAGUGAAGCCGAGCUUCUCAGGGAGAAAGUGGGCCGCUUGGAGGAGGAGUUGUCACGUCUCCACGAGGCUCUGUCCAAUCACAAUGGGCUGUCCCUUCCUGGAGGAGAGGGUCAGGCCAAGAAGGUCCAGUGUAUGAGCCUGCCCCUCCCCCCAGGCCGGGGCAUGGCAGGGAGGGGUGGCCCCAGCCCCUCUGGGUACCGCGACGGGGAGGAGGGUCGGGCGGCGUGGGGCAGCGAGAGCGACGAGGCCAAGGCCCAGAGACAGAACGCUGAGGCUAUUUUGGGACUCAGGCAACAGGUGGAUCGGCUAAAGGCAGAGCUGAUUUAUGAGAGGAGGAGUGGCGAGGAGCAGCUGACAGGGUUUGAGGAGGAGAGGAGGGUGUGGCAAGAGGAGAAAGAGAAGGUGAUCCGUUACCAGAAGCAGCUGCAGCAGAACUACAUCCAGAUGUACCGAAGGAACCGGGACCUGGAGCGUGUGAUGAGGGAACUGAGUCUAGAACUGCAGAACCGAGACCUUGAGGACUACGAGGUUCACAGUGGCAGCAACGACAUUGACUUUGAGGAGAUCACAGCUACGGAGAUCUAAAUCCAACGGACCAGAAAACAGCCAAACAACGCAUCCCUGUGACCACAGCAGGACAACCCCACACUUGACUCCUGCACAGACACCAAAUCUACACACAUAAACUCUAAUACAUUAGUAGAGUACACACAGUAUUGACUCCCUAAGACACUGUGAGUCAGUCUAAAAUGCCUGCCUCCCCAGUUCGUCCACAUGGCUGUCGCUACCUGCUUACUGCACCAAGACAAACACCCCUUUCUCCUCUGUUGGAUUUAGCCCCUUUGGACUGCUCAUAAAAGCAUGGAUUUCUUAAACUGGCCCAUAUCAGGGUGUGAAAAUUGUUUGAAGAUUCCAACUAAAAUAAACUAGACAAUAUACUGGCACGCACAGACUUUAAGACCAAACCUGUUCAUGGGUCUUUUAGCACAGGAAUGUCUACUUUGCCACCAGCACAUGAUGAUGUCAUUAUGCUAAUGAUGACAUCAUUGCUCCUCUGCAAUGGGAGUGGUCUUGGGCCUGCCUACCUCUG
Messenger RNA from Osmerus eperlanus (European smelt), 3201 nucleotides. RefSeq names its product leucine zipper, putative tumor suppressor 2a (gene lzts2a). Gene Ontology annotation, biological process: negative regulation of canonical Wnt signaling pathway; cell division. The record is from RefSeq and is a predicted model, not a curated record. Bases 321 to 2696 code for a protein of 791 amino acids. The transcript has 8 exons. Lineage: Eukaryota; Metazoa; Chordata; Actinopteri; Osmeriformes; Osmeridae.